GUGCGGCCGUCCAAAGGGUGAAAAAAGGUUUGGCCUAGUAAUGAAACUCUAACUCUGCAGGAGGAAAAUGCAGAAAGUCGAGAAGAUUCCCAGAAAAAACCAAAAAACGCGUUUAAGUUUAAAUCCCAGCAUGCAUGUGAUGGAAAUUGAACUUCAUAUAUGACUACGUACUCCUAUAAAACCAAACCCAUGAGUUCGGUAUCGCCAUUUACGUACGCAAGAGAGCUUUCAUUAGCGGAGGGCCAGAUGGGACUACCUGCAGAAAAUCAAUGGAGCCAGCAACCGAAGUGGGACGCCAUGAAGAUGGCGGUGAACUCGAUCUCGAAGAUGGCGGUGAUGCAAGUGGUGGCAACAACGAUGGCGGUCAUGGUGGCCACAACACUAACGAUGAUGGCCAUCACCAAAGAAGCCGCCACCACCACUACCAUAGCAACCACGACGUCCACCAACAUCACCACACCAGUCACCAUGAACACCACCACCACCACCAUGACGGAGGCCACUUCGGUGGUGACCACCACCACAGUUCAAUAUGACCUUUUCUCAAUGAUCCAUUACCAUCACAAGCUUAAUUCAAUUACUAGCUUCUCGAGAUGUCUUGAAUUUGAGUUAUGAAAUGUAUUAGGGUUGGUGGUAGAACCUUCAUUUAAAAAUGUCCUGUACUAAUUCGAUUUGAAUUAGUGUAGAUCCUUGUUAAAGUCUCAUCAAUUUGAUAUGGAUUAGAUCGAGGAUAUGGUUAAAAAAAAUUGUGGUGGUCCAUUGAAAUCCCACGCACAGCACAUGGAAGGUGUCAUUGGGAAAAUUGUAUGGCAAGUCUUAAAUGGGUUAAUGUUUAUUGUUAUUAUUAUGAAACAUCAUA
Messenger RNA from Prosopis cineraria, 859 nucleotides. RefSeq lists its product as uncharacterized. The record is from RefSeq and is a predicted model, not a curated record. The coding region runs from base 160 to 615 and encodes 151 amino acids. Lineage: Eukaryota; Viridiplantae; Streptophyta; Magnoliopsida; Fabales; Fabaceae. The transcript is spliced from 2 exons.